Molecule: messenger RNA, 1642 nt
Organism: Manihot esculenta (cassava)
Lineage: Eukaryota; Viridiplantae; Streptophyta; Magnoliopsida; Malpighiales; Euphorbiaceae
Exons: 4
Coding region: 368-1504 (378 amino acids)
Biological process (GO): cortical microtubule organization
Cellular component (GO): cortical microtubule
Source: RefSeq, a predicted model, not a curated record
AAAAAAAAAAGUUAAAUUGCAUAUUAAAUGGGCUGGCCGGAUUGUUUUUUUAUUGGCUUUCUUUAUACCAAAAGAUCUGCCCAAAGACGACAAAUGUAUUCUCUGAAGAAUCUGGCCUUUUGCUUUCUACGUUCUUAAAUUAAUAAUAAUCGAUUCCAUGACUAGUAUUCGGCCUUGUGUCUUCUUGCAAGUUAGUCACGGUCCUUGAAAUUGCCGGCCUAAAUUCCACAUGGCAUUCCCUGUUGCAUGCAUUACAUUACAUAUAUCGGCACAUUGCUGCUUCCGCCAUUCAUCUCUAUUCCUAUAACAAUCAGUACCUCUAUAGGAAAGAAAAAGCAGGUGACUCCAAAUUAAAUCAACGAAAACUAUGAAAGGUAGUGAGUUUUCAUUGAAUGGACGAAAGGACAGAGAUGAGGACCUCCUCCUAUUCAAGGAGUUGCAUAAACGUGAAAAAGACCGUCUUGUCAGCCUCCUUCAGCCCGUCUCUGAUGAAUUUGAGCCCAGCAGCGGGAAUUGUGUACUCUACAAAAUUGCAUCUUCGAAGAAAGGAUCUGGAUAUGAAUUAUUUGGUGAAAAGGGCAAAAAUGAUUAUGAUUGGUUAAAAACACCGCCAGCUACUCCUUUGUUUCCUUCCCUGGAAAUGGAAGCAAAUGCCCCACAACUAGUGGUUCAACGAGAGAUAUCCAUUGUCCAACCUCUUUCACGGUUUGCAGACAAUACAAAGUCGUUGAAGGGUAGUAUUGAAACACCAAAAUCUCCAAAUUCAAAACCAAAUAUCCCUUUGAGAUCUGUGACCCCAGCGAGCCGAAGAUCCAGCAUCUCAUCAACUGAAACCAGGAAUGUCAAAGUGACAUCUUUGCUUUUGAACCAAAAAAAGGCCCAAUCAACUGCCGAUCGGAAUAAAAGGACAAAUAUGGCCACCAACACACCAAAAUCCACCAACCAAAAAGAAACUCAAACCAAUUUAUUGGCCAAGAAUAUCACACUCUCAGCCACAGGACCUGAUUCUAAUAAAACCAAGCCUUUUAGUAGAGGCCGUGUUUCACCUUUAAGGUCAAUAGUUCCAAAUCAAAUUCCAGGAUUUUCCAACGACACACCUCCCAAUUUAAGGACAGAUCGUGCAACUUCUGCUACCCGAGGCCGACUUGUAGUAAGCAACUUAACACUAACACUAUCCGUACAUCAAAAACCAGAGCCCACUCUAAGGUCAAGGAGGCAAUCCUGCUCACCGAGUGUGAUGAGGGGUCGAAAAGAAAGUGAAGGAAAGUUUAUUACCCAGAAAGGUAAAACUGAAACAGGAAAUAAUAACGGAACUCAAAUUGUUGGAAGUAGAAUAGUGGAGAAGGUAAUGAAUAUUAGAAAAUUGAUCGUAGAAGAAAGAGAGGCAAAGGCGCCAAAGCCUCAAACUGCUCCCGCUGCUAUUACGAGUAAUGGAAGUAGCAGUGGUUUUGGAAGGAUAAUUUCUAAGACUUCGGGCGAAAUGGCUCACAAGCAUAUGGUAUGAUUCUUUCUAUCAAAUAUCUUUUAGUAGUUGUGUGUUUUCGUUCCUUCGUUCCUAUGUCUUUCACUGUGUCUCGAAAGUCCCAAGAAUAAAAAGUCUUUACCAUUUUAUUCUUGAAAAAAAAAAAGCUUUAUUAUUUUA